AUGAAGGACUAUCUGGAACUGUCAUUUUGUAUGCCACAAGCCCUAAACGAAGCCUGUGCACAAAAAGCAAACCCUAUUAUUGUUAAUGAUCACUUUAACAAACUUCAAAAGAUAAUUCAAGAGUAUUCACUUACUCCUGACAAAAUUUGGAACAUGGUCAUAGCUAAAAAGGGUGCCUAUCAAGUCUAUCAAGUUUCAAAUGGCAGUUCUCAUGAACAUAUUUCCGUAUGUCCUACCAUCUCAGCUGCUGGAACUUACAUCCCACCAUUGAUUAUUUAUAAGGGAAAGCGAAUGAUCCCAGGCCUUCUAGACAGUGCUCCUGCUGGUUCUGUCAUGGGGUUUACUGAAAUGGGUUAUAUGCGUGAAAGCCUGUUUCGAAAAUACAUUGAACAUUUUAAUACUUCUAUUCCUCUUGCUCAUCCUGUUUUACUUAUUAUGGAUGGCCACAAAAGUCAUGUCAAUUACACCAGCGUUAACUUUUGUUCUGAAAAUAAUAUUCUUCUUUACACCCUUCCUCCUUAUACUACUCACAUUUUACAGCCAGCCGAAUUACCAUUUGCUACAUUGAAAGGAAUAUAUACUAAGGAGUGUGAUAGGUUUAGAAUUAAUAACGAUGAUAAGCAUGUGACUAAACACACAUUCACUCAGGUUUUAGGACCAUCCUAUAUUGCAACUUACAUACCAACCACAAUAUGCAAUGCUUUCAAAAUUACGGGAAUUUGGCCCUUUAACCCUAGCGCUAUUAGCCUUGACCAUCUAGAUCCCUCAUUGGCAACAGAACAAACCUAUAUUUCAGAAAUUCUUGAGCAACCAACUUCCUCGUCUUCACAAUCUUCUUUAUCUUCACAACCUUCAUCUUCAUAA
Messenger RNA from Cetraspora pellucida, 864 nucleotides. The record is from the annotation of a GenBank genome assembly. NCBI's taxonomy places the organism in Eukaryota, Fungi, Glomeromycota, Glomeromycetes, Diversisporales, Gigasporaceae.